This is a messenger RNA of Strongyloides ratti, 4131 nucleotides long. Its product is annotated as 1-phosphatidylinositol 4,5-bisphosphate phosphodiesterase gamma-1. The transcript has 2 exons. Gene Ontology annotation, molecular function: phosphatidylinositol-4,5-bisphosphate phospholipase C activity; protein binding. NCBI's taxonomy places the organism in Eukaryota, Metazoa, Nematoda, Chromadorea, Rhabditida, Strongyloididae. The record is from RefSeq and is a predicted model, not a curated record. Bases 1 to 4131 code for a protein of 1376 amino acids. Gene Ontology annotation, biological process: lipid metabolic process; phosphatidylinositol-mediated signaling; positive regulation of epithelial cell migration.
AUGGCAACACGACAAAACUCUAAUCAUUCUACACCUGGGUCAUUGUCUUCAGAAAAAAAAGGAGUAACAUCACAAAGUUCAAUUGGAUCUACAUAUUCAAGAUUUAAUAGGCAACCAGAUUUAGAUGUUGAUAAAAUUUUUAAGACAAUGGAAAAUGGUCAUAAAGUAUGUAGAUUAUCAUUAUUAAAAAAAUGGGAACCAGCAUAUAAAAAAUUACAUCUUUGUACAGCAUCAAGACAAAUAUUUUUAACUAAAAUUGAUGACAGUUUUAAUAAUCGUGGUACAAAACCUCGAGUUUUUGAUUUAAGACAUGUUAAAGAAGUUCAUUCAUUACAUUAUAAAUUAAAUGUUGUUAAAAUUAAUGAUAAAUGGGCAAAAGAUAAAGAUAUUAAACCAUUUGGACCGCAAAAAAUAUUAAUAAUAUCAAUGGCACAAACAUUUAAUAUGAGUCAUCUAAUAUUUUUAUUUGAAACAGUUGAAGCAUGUACUUUGUGGAGUCAAGGUAUACAAUAUAUAAUGUCAGAAUAUUCAUCAAUAAGUCAUGCAAUGUCAAUUCAUAGAUAUUUAAAAAAACAAUUUUUAGGAUUAAUGAAUCCAACAACAGAAUGUGUAACAUUAAAAAAUAUGAAACCAUUUGUUCAAUCAACAUUACAACUUAAAAUUCAAUCUAAAGAAUUAAUUGAAUACGUUGAACAAAAGAUGGAUUUUUAUUCAUUUUCGCAAGUAUAUAAAAAAUUAAUUCAUAUUCAAGAAUUAUUUUCUGAUCGUUUCUCUCAUUUAAGUGAUGAUGGUGGAAUGACAGUAACAUUUAAUAAUAUUCUUCGUUUUUUAAAAGAUACACAAAAAGAUUCAAUGGGACAUGAUCGUGAAAAAACAUCACAAUAUUUUACUAGAUAUUGGAGAGAUUUAAAUAGUCGUCAAAAUUGUUCAGAUCCAUCAUUUACAGUACCAGAAUUUAUAGAUUAUCUUUUUUCACCAGAAAAUUCUAUAUUUGAUCCAUCAAAUGAACAAGUUGUUCAUGAUAUGUCGCGACCAUUAUCUCAUUAUUGGAUAGCAUCAUCGCAUAAUACAUAUUUAACAGGUGACCAAUUAAAAAGUGAAUCAUCACUUGAUGCCUAUGCAAUGGCAUUAUUAAUGGGAUGCCGAUGUGUUGAGUUAGAUUGUUGGGAUGGUCAAAAAAAACCAAAUGGUGAAUUUAUAGAAAUAGUAAUUUAUCAUGGAUAUACAAUGACAUCUAAAUUAAAUUUAAGAGAUGUAUUAUUUACAAUAAAACAUUAUGCAUUUGUUGCUAGUGACUAUCCUGUAAUAUUAUCUAUUGAAGACAAUUGUUCUGUCCCAGCACAAAGAUUAUUAGCGCAAGAAAUAAAAGAAAUAUUAGGUGAUAUGUUACUUACACAACCAGUUAAUAAAGAUGAAAUACAAUUACCAAGUCCAGAUAGUAUGAAAAAAAAAAUUAUUUUAAAACAUAAAAAAUUACCAAAAGAUUCAGAUAGUUUUGAUUUACAACAAAGUGAAGACGAUACUGAUCAUGAUAUAUUAUCACGUGAAUGUGUUAGAAAAGGUGAAUUAUUACUUAAAGAUAAUAAUUCAAAUACAUGGAAUAGACAUGUUUUUGUUUUAUUUAGCGAUAAAUUAUGUUAUAUGCUUAGUCCAAAUAAUAAGAAUGAUGAUUUAAUUAGUUUAAAUAGUAUAUCUGGUGAUGAUGAUAUUUCUGAUGACAAUAACACAUCAUUAGAUGUUAGAUUAGAUGAGAUGCAUGUUACUGAAGAAUGGUUUCAUGGUAAAAUUGAUAAAGACGAGGCUGCUAGUAGAUUAAUGGAACAUGCUGAUAAAGGUAAUGGUGUUUUUCUUGUUCGUGAUUCUUUUUUAUUAAUUGGUGAAUAUUCAUUGUCAUUUUUAUAUAAUGGUAUUGUAAGACAUUGUCGUAUACGAUCAAAACUUGUUGAUGGUGAGAAAAAAUAUUUUUUUGUUGAAGAUAGAAUUGUUGAUACAUUAUAUGAACUUAUAUCUAUUUAUACAACUGAAAAAUUAUAUACACCAACAUUUAAAGUUAACCUAGUUACACCAUGUCCGCAACCUCAACCACAUUUAAACCAAUAUUGGUUUUCUGAAACUGUUGAUAAAUUAAGAGCUGAAGAAUUACUUGGCACUAUAAAAAGUGAUGGCGCCUUUUUAAUAAGAUAUAGUGGAACUGAUCGUAAUGUCUUUGUUUUAAGUUUACGUGUUGAUGGACAAUUUUGGCAUUAUAGAUUAAAAAGAGAUGGUAGAAUAUUUGUUGUUAAUCAAAUGAUAUUUGAAAAUUUAAAUCAAUUAGUAGAAUUUUAUUCAACAAGAGAUUUUGUAAGAGGUGUUUCAUUAAAAUUUCCUGUUAAUGAAAAAAAUAUUGGUGCAUAUGUUAAUAAAACAAAUAAUAAUACACCUGGAUGUUAUAUGGAACUAAAAGAUUUAGAAAGAGAAAUUGAGGUUAUUUCAAUAAAAGGAUAUAUGGGUAUUCAUCAAGAUGAAUUAACAUUUCCAGCAGGUGCAAUAAUAAAAGUUGUUAGAAAAGAAAAUAAUUUAUGGAGAGGAAAAUAUAAUAAUAAUAUUGGAUGGUUUCCCUCAGAUUGUGUUCAAGAAGUAGAAAAUAAUGAGAAUGUUGAAAAACUUAACUAUGGUAUAAUUGAAUUAGCAGGUUGUGAAAUAGAAGAGAUUGAUAGUACAGACAAAGAAUUUACAUUCAAGGUCACCCAGGGAGACAAUCAUUUAUCAAUGGAUUCUUUUAUUAUAGCAGCUGAGACAAAGGAAGAAUUAAAAGAAUGGUUAUAUGACAUUGAAAAUGUUGCUAAAUCUGCUAGAACAAGAAUUCAAACAAUAAGAUCAAAAGAGAAACAUUUAAGAAUUGCAGCUGAGUUGUCUGAUUUAGUUGUAUAUUGUCAAGCUGUACCAUUUAAUAUUAAUUUUCAAACAAAAAUAAAUUUUUAUGAAAUGUGUUCAUUUUCUGAAGCUAAACAUGAAAAAUUAAUUGAUAAAGGUUUAAUACAAUUUAAUGGUAAACAAUUAUCACGUGUUUAUCCACAAGCAAGUAGAUUAACUUCAACAAAUCUUAAUCCAAUACCAAUGUGGAAUACAGCAUGUCAUAUGGUUGCAUUAAAUUAUCAAACUGGUGAUAAAAGUAUGAUGCUUAAUCAAGGAAAAUUUUUAGCUAAUGGUAAAUGUGGUUAUGUAUUAAAACCAAGUUAUUUAUUAGAUGAAUCAUUUCGUCCAGAUCAAGCAGAUGCUGUUUCAACUAGUUGUCCAAUUAUAUUAUCUAUAACAAUUAUAGGUGGAAGACAUUUAACAAGAAAAGAUAAAAGUAAAGGUAUAUGUUCACCAUUUGUUGAUAUUGAAAUAAUAGGUGUACCAUGUGAUGGAGCGCAAUAUUCAACAAGAACAAUAACAUCAAAUGGUUUAAAUCCAAUAUGGAAUGAAACAUUUGAAUUUAAAAUAUAUUGUCCUGAAUUAGCAUUAUUAAGAUUUCUUGUUGAAGAUGGUGAUUUUGUGGGCCCAAAAGCAGAUCCAUUUAUUGGUCAAGCAGUUUUUCCAGUUGAUUGUUUACGUGUUGGAUAUCGUUCAAUACCACUUCUUAAUAAUUAUAGUGAAAAAUUAGAAUUAUCAUCAUUACUUGUAUAUGUUGAAAUUCGUCAUUUAGGAAGUAAUAUAGAAAUAUCAAAUACAUUUGCAACAUUACAAGGUAAUAGAUUACAAAAACCAUCACGUAAUUUACAUAAUGAUAAUCAAAUAUUUUCAACACAAUCAGAAUUAGGAGUUAGAACAAAUUUUAAUCGUAGUCGAAAAGUUAGUACAUCAUCAGUUAAUUUUCAACAACCAUCAUAUCAACAACAAAUUUUAUCAACUUCAAGACAGUUAUCACAAUUAUUUUCAUCAAAUAAUUGUCAAAACAGUAUUACUUCAACAACAUCUUCAUCUGAUAAUUAUCCAUAUCAAAGUACUUCACCACAUACCAGAUUAUUAUCAGAAAGUUAUCGGUCAGAUAGUUUGGUUUCAACUGACACAAUAUCAUCAUUAAGUACUAAUACAUCAUCUAAUUCUUUUAUGCCAAGAAAAAUAUCAUCAUCAACAAUAAAGAAAUUAUUUAAAUUUGGAAAACAAUAA